UCGACUGCUCCUCUGCCGACCCCUAAAAAAAAGACUGCUCCUCUGCCGCCGGACCUCCACUCUCCCGCCAGGCGCCCGCCGGUCGUCCUCCGCCUUCCUCCCUGCACUUCCUCCACCGCGCGAUCCCGACCCGCCUUCUCCGCCCCGCACCGCCGCCCGCUCGACCCGAGAUCUCCCCUGUCUGCGAAGGCGACAACCAGCAGCCGCGGCCCGAAUCCAGGGUGGGAGGGAGAUCUGCCGCGCUGCUCUGCUCGAUGGAGACUGGAGCGGAGGCGGGCGGCGGCAGGCCGGAGUACAGCAUCAUCGUUCCCACCUACAACGAGCGCCUCAACGUAGCACUCAUCGUCUACCUCAUCUUCAAGCACCUCCCUGAUUCCAAGUUCGAAAUCAUUAUUGUCGAUGAUGGAAGCCCUGAUGGCACUCAAGACGUUGUAAAGCAGUUGCAGCAAUUAUAUGGCGAAGAUCGUGUUCUACUGCGAGCUAGACCAAGGAAGCUAGGACUUGGUACUGCAUAUAUGCAUGGAUUAAAGCAUGCAUCAGGGGAGUUCGUUGUUAUAAUGGAUGCAGAUCUAUCUCAUCAUCCAAAAUAUUUGCCAAGCUUCAUCAGGAAGCAAAAGGAAACCGGUGCUGACAUUGUAACUGGCACCCGUUAUGUUAGCAACGGUGGUGUCCAUGGUUGGAAUCUUAUGCGUAAGGUGACUAGCAGGGGAGCGAAUGUUCUAGCACAGACGUUGCUACAGCCCGGAGCUUCUGAUCUGACUGGAUCGUUUAGGCUAUAUAAGCGAAGUGUUUUGGAGGAUGUCAUCUCCUGCUGCGUCAGCAAGGGCUAUGUAUUCCAAAUGGAGAUGAUUGUCAGGGCUACUAGGAAAGGUUAUCACAUCGAAGAGGUAAUCGGUUCCAUUUUCAUUUGUGUAAGGCUGGAUUUAAAAUAUCUUGGCUUUGAUAGUUGUAAACUUUGCUUGUCAUGUCUAGGUCCCAAUAACUUUCGUCGACAGGGUUUUCGGAAUCUCAAAGCUCGGUGGAUCUGAAAUUAUUGGAUAUUUGAAAGGCCUUGUGUAUCUGUUGCUCACAACAUAGGGGAGACGCAUGGUAGAUUCUUGUUAGUGUUUUUUUCCUUAUGUUACCACAGCUUGAGUUACAUGAAUUUGCUAACAUUCUCAGACUUAGUUGAAUUAUGUACACAAGUUUUUGUCUAUGAGUAUCCUUAUGAA
Molecule: messenger RNA, 1211 nt
Organism: Triticum aestivum (bread wheat)
Lineage: Eukaryota; Viridiplantae; Streptophyta; Magnoliopsida; Poales; Poaceae
Product: dolichol-phosphate mannosyltransferase subunit 1
Exons: 7
Coding region: 255-1028 (257 amino acids)
Biological process (GO): dolichol-linked oligosaccharide biosynthetic process; GPI anchor biosynthetic process; protein O-linked glycosylation via mannose
Cellular component (GO): endoplasmic reticulum membrane
Molecular function (GO): dolichyl-phosphate beta-D-mannosyltransferase activity
Source: RefSeq, a predicted model, not a curated record